Molecule: messenger RNA, 762 nt
Organism: Paramecium sonneborni
Lineage: Eukaryota; Ciliophora; Oligohymenophorea; Peniculida; Parameciidae
Source: the annotation of a GenBank genome assembly
UAUUAUUUAAAAUGUAAUCCUAGAUAUCCCCUUAAUUAUCUCAAAAUACAAUAAAAUAACUAAAUAAGGAAAAUGAAGAAUUAAAAUAGCAAGUGUAAAUACUCAAGUAUUAAAUAAUGAGAUAUCUUAGACUUGAAUGUGAGAAAUAAGUUUAAUUAUCAAAAGAAGCCUAAUAAUGGAAAGAGAAAUAUGAUCGUUUACAUAAACAAAAUCACUUAUUAGAUCAUGAAAAGAAAUAAUUGUUAGAUGAGAUAAGGAAAUUAAAGGAUGAUAUUAAAAAUUUAGAGUAAAUAUUUAAAAAAGAUGAUAGAAAUACAGUUUAAUAGUUGUAAGAGUUAACUAAAGAAUUAAAUAAUUAUGAUUAAAUGAAGAAUAAUUCAAUAAUUGUUUAAUAACAUAAUUAAGAAUUGGAAAGAGAAUUAGAAGGAUUUAGAUAGAAAGCAUUAUUUGUAAUAAAAGUAAAAAUCUAAUAAAUUAUAGCCAAAAACAGGGAUAGAAAAUAGUAAGUUGUAUUAUUCACUCAUUUUAUAAUGGGAUAGGAAUAUAUAAAACCUACAAUUAGAAUAUUAAAUAUAGAAUGAUAGUUUGAUCUUAGAAGGUUAUGGAGAGACAGGUGAUAAAAACAUAGUUUAUCAGCAGACUUUUGAUUUAGGGAAGAAAGUUUUGAAGUAAAAAGAUAAACCAUAAAUAUCUUUGAAACAAUCAUAAAUGAUAUUGACUUUUGAAGUAUGAGAUUAUAAAUCAAUUAAUUUUUUUAAUUCU